AUGUCCACGCCGUUCGGGAAAAGUAAGAGAACGCCAAGAACACCACCACUAUCUCCGUCGCCGUCGCCGACACCAACACUACCAAAGACUCCGUCGACGCCGCGAGUGAAGUCUGUGGCCGAACAAAAGUCGGAAAAGAAGAAGAAAGAAGAAAAGAGGAAGAUGGAUGCGCAACUCAAGGCGCUAGUGAAGCAGAGAGAGGCAGUGCGUGGAAAGCUGUUUCGUGUGCGUGCGGCCUUGAGAGACAGCGAGGAGGAACCGAACCCGAACGUUCGAAACGUUCACUUCCUCCAGCUGCAGAAGCGGGCUUUGGAGAACAUUUACGGCGAGUGCAACGAGGUGCAAAACAAGAUCUACGCACUGCCGCUCUCUGAAGACCAAGACAUAGUGCAAACCGAGAAGUACGUGGAGUUCGAGGGUGUCUUCAACGAAGUGUCGCUGAAGUUGAGCACGCUGAUCGAUGUCGUGCCGAAGGCGGAACCAGCUGCCCCAGCGCCCGGAGCGCCGGCCCAGCAGCCAGCCCAGCCCUACCUCCCACCGCUGCAAGUGCCGUUGCCCAAAUUCGAUGGGUCCUACGAGAAGUGGUACGCGUUCAAGGCGCUGUUCACCACUCUGAUGAACCGCUAUCGACAAGAAGAGCCUGCCCUGAAACUCUACCACCUGCGGGAUUGCCUCGUAGAGAAAGCAGCUGGCAUCAUCGACGACGAGAUGAUCAACAACAACGAUUACGACGCCGCCUGGGCGCUGCUCACGUUGCGCUACGAGGACAAGCGGAUCGUUGUGGACAAGCUCGUGGACAAACUCUACGGUCUACCGAAGAUCAGCCAGGAGGAUGCUGCGGAGCUGCGGAAGGUGAUCGACACCUGCACGAAGAACGUUGAUGCCUUGAGGAACCAGGAACUACCGGUGGCUGGGCUCGGCGAGCAGAUGCUGAUCAACCUCAUCGUGGGCAAGAUGGAGAAGAAGCUGCAGGUGGCCUGGGAGGCCAAGCAGAAGAAGAACGUGCUCUCGACCUACGCUGCGUUGAUGGCGUUCCUGGAAGAGCAGUGUCGAAUCUCCGAGAAGAUCGACACCAAAGUGAAACCAGCGAAGGAGAGUGCGAAGCCGAAGACGGCGGGAAGAAGCCACACGCUGAGUGAAUCGAAAAACGAACAAAAGUGUCCAGUGUGCAAGGCCGCUCACGAACUGUGGAAGUGCGAAGCCUUUAAGAGCAAAAGUGUCAGUGGUCUGAACGGCAACAAAACCCGGAUUAGCCGUCGACUGCGCGCGACCAUCAGGUCUCGCCACGGAAACUUUGCUGCUGAACUGGACUUCCUGGUGACCCCACGAAUCACUGGUGAGCUUCCGGUGAAAUCCUUCGACGCCUCGGAGUGGCCCAUCUCAAGCGAACUUGUGCUGGCCGACCCGGCGUUCAACAAACGAGGACGCGUCGAUAUGCUGAUCGGCGCCGAAUACUUUUGGAACCUGCUACUAGACGGCCGAUACGAACUCGGCCCCGACCGACCUGUGCUGAGGAACACCAAGCUGGGUUGGAUUGCCGGAGGUGUGAUUGCGAGCGAUGCGACGGUCGUUGCGCGCGCACUUUGCCAGACGUCUGAAGAAGAGCCGCUCAUCGAGCUGCUGAAGAGCUUCUACAAGGUGGAGGCCUGCGACGAGAUCCGCUCAUCCCCGACGGCGGACGACGAGAUGUGUCUGGAGCACUUCCAGCGCACACACGAACGAACUGAGGAAGGGCGCUACGUGGUACGUCACCCUUUCAACGAACGCAAGCGCGAGCUGGGAGACUCGCGUGAGAUGGCGCUGCGGCGUUUUCUGGCUCUGGAGCGGAAACUGGACAAGCAGCCCGAACUGAAGGAGCAGUACUCGCAGUUCAUCCGAGAGUACGAGCAACUCGGACACAUGCGAGAGAUCGAAGAAGCACCGAACGAGGACCCGGGAUCGGCGUUCUACCUGCCGCACCACUGCGUGCUGAGGCCCACGAGUACGACCACCAAGCUGCGGGUCGUGUUCGACGGGUCGGCGAAGACGUCCACGGGCGUCUCGAUCAACGACGUUCUGAGGAUCGGCCCAACAAUCCAGAACGACCUGACGGCGAUCCUGCUCCGAUUCAGAGGCUUCCAGUUCGUCUUCACGCUCGACAUCCCGAAGAUGUUCCGGCAAGUGCGCGUCCAUCCGGAAGACACAAGGUACCAGCGAAUCUUUUGGAGGUACGACCGGAACGAUUUUCUCACCGUUCGAGAGCUGCUCACGGUGACGUACGGCCUGGGACCCUCGCCGUUCCAAGCAACCAUGGCGCUGAAACAAGCUGCAGCAGAUCACGAAGACGAGUUCCCGAGGGCCGCCGAGGUGGUCGACAAGGGAACGUACAUGGACGACGUACUGACGGGUGCCGAUACGCUUGCUGAGGCGUGCGAACUCCAACGGGAGAUGACCGGGCUCCUAGCGAAAGCCUGCUUCGGCGCCCACAAGUGGUGCGCGAACCACUCCGACCUCUUGCGAGAGGUCCCUGAAGAGCUGCGUGGCAAUUCGUUCGAGGUCACCGACGACAGCUCGAAGACGAUCGUGAAAACGCUGGGCGUUACGUGGAACCCGUUUGAGGACUGGUUCUCGGUGUCAGUGCCCGACUUCGACGACCUGGAAGAAGUGACUCGGAGGAAGCUUCUGAGUCAGCUGGCCAAGAUCUUCGACCCGCUGGGAUUCUUUGGGCCAGUCAUCACUUACGCGAAGCUGAUCCUGCGAGAAGUUGGCGAGCUGCACAUCGAGUGGGAUGACCCGGUCCCAACAGACAUCGGCGAGAAGUGGCGGAGCUUCCGCAUCGAGUUGACCGCGCUGAGAGAGGUGCGACUGCCGAGAUGGAUCUCCUGGAAAGGCGCGCUCAAGCUAGAACUGCACGGGUACGCGGACGCAUCUGAUCUGGCCUACGGUGCGUGCAUCUACGUGAAGGGCUUCUUCGCGAACGAGGAGACCGAGAUGAGAUUGAUCUGCAGCAAGUCUCGAAUCCUGCCCAAGAAACGGAAGCCCAAGGAGAAGGCCAUCUCGACCCCCCGAGCUGAACUGCUGGCGGCACUGUUGCUCGCUAGAAUGGUCGUGAAGUUCCUGAGCGCCACGGAACUCAAGUUCGAAUCGGUGCACCUCUGGAGCGACUCGCAAAUCGUCCUGGCUUGGCUCAAGAAACUCCCGCAGCUGCUGCAGACGUUCGUGUCGAAUCGGGUAAGCGAAAUCCAAAAACUGACGCAAAACUUCCACUGGCAUUACGUUGCUACGCACGAAAACCCGGCCGACUUGAUUUCGCGGGGAGUCACACCGAAGAAGCUGAUCAAGUCCAAGAAGUGGUGGCAGGGCCGACCACGCACAACCGUAGCCGCGGCUGCGGACGAAAUCGAGAUUCCGGACGACCAGCUGCCGGAAAUGCGAACUGGAGUGGUGCUGGCCAUGACAGUUCCUGUCGAACGUUUCCCGAUGUUUGACAAGUUGAGCAGUUUCACGGGGAUCGUCAGAAGCAUGGCUUACUUGGUGCGCUUAGCGAGGUUCGUCAAGUCGCGCAAAACAGAGGUGGUGAAGGGACGACUCACCGCCAAGGAGAUGCGUACAGCGACACUCGUGAUCGUACGGCUGGUUCAACGCGAAGCAUUCCAGCCAGAAAUCCUUGCACUGAUGGACGGUGCGGACACAAACCAUCGACUCAACGGGCUGAAGGCGUUCCUGGAUCCCGACGACGGCCUUCUGCGAGUUGGUGGCCGGAUCAAGCGGGCCUUCGUGCCGUACGAUAGCCGUCACCAGAUGCUGCUGCCGGCUAAGCACCCGAUCACCGAAGCACUCGUCCGAGAACUGCACGUGGACAACCUGCACAUCGGGCAACGAGGUCUGCUUGCGGUUGUACGACAACGAUUCUGGCCGCUCAACGUGAAGAGUACGAUCCGCCAAGUGAUCCGGAAGUGCAUCGUGUGCUUCAAAGCGAACCCGUUGAAGACGACACAGCUGAUGGGUGACCUCCCGUCGUAUCGUGUCCAGCCAGCUCCGGUCUUCUCGAACACCGGUGUGGACUACGCCGGGCCAUUCUGGAUCAAGACGUCAUCGGCCACGCGUAAGCCCCAGAUCACGAAAGCUUACGUGUGCUUGUUCGUGUGUUUGCAGACCCGGGCCAUUCACUUGGAGCUGGUCUCGGACCUGACGACGGACGCCUUCCUAGCGAGCUUGCGACGAUUCGCCAGCCGACGCGGGUGCCCGAAAACGAUGCACUCCGACAACGGGACCAACUUUGUCGGGGCCAAAACGGAGUUGCACGAACUUUGGCAGAUGUUCCAGAACGAGUGCGCCACGAAGAAGAUCACCAGCUACUGCGUCGAGAAGGGAAUCGAGUGGUCUUUUAUCCCGCCGCGGAGUCCACACUUCGGCGGCAUCUGGGAGGCCGGCGUGAAGCAGGUCAAGCACCACCUGAAGCGGAUUGUCGGCGAGCGAAAGUUGUCCUACGAGGAACUCUACACCACGCUGACCCAGAUAGAAGCUGUUUUGAACUCGCGGCCCCUGGUGCCGAGCUCGGACGACCCGUCGGACUAUACCGCGAUCACGCCAGCACACUUCUUGAUCGGACGUGAGAUGCAGGCCGUGCCAGAACCAGACUACUCGCACCUCAAGGAGAACCGACUGUCGCGAUGGCAGCUGGUGCAGACCAUGCUGCAGCACUUCUGGAGGCGGUGGACAGCUGAAUACCUGCCGGAGCUGCAAAACCGAUCGAAGUGGCUGAAGACGAAGGUCAUCAAGGAGGGUUCGCUCGUGCUGCUCGUGGACCAGAACGCGCCACCUCUGCAGUGGCCUCUUGGACGAAUCGUGACCGCGCACCCCGGAGAGGACGGCGUGACUCGCGUCGUUACGGUGCGCAUGGCGAACGGAGCGGAGUUCAAGCGCGCGGUGACCGAGGUGUGCUUGCUGCCGUUGGACGAGGACGAGGAUUGA
Culex pipiens pallens (northern house mosquito) is the source of this 4953-nucleotide messenger RNA. RefSeq lists its product as uncharacterized. Gene Ontology annotation, biological process: DNA integration. NCBI's taxonomy places the organism in Eukaryota, Metazoa, Arthropoda, Insecta, Diptera, Culicidae. The record is from RefSeq and is a predicted model, not a curated record. Gene Ontology annotation, molecular function: nucleic acid binding. The transcript has a single exon. The coding region runs from base 1 to 4953 and encodes 1650 amino acids.